Molecule: messenger RNA, 1368 nt
Organism: Wyeomyia smithii (pitcher-plant mosquito)
Lineage: Eukaryota; Metazoa; Arthropoda; Insecta; Diptera; Culicidae
Exons: 1
Coding region: 1-1368 (455 amino acids)
Source: RefSeq, a predicted model, not a curated record
AUGGAUGAGCGAACACAUUUUCCUCUCGCAGAAAGGGCUGUGGAGCAAGACGUGUAUAUGGACGACGUUUUGACUGGGGUCGAUAAUGAGGAAACAGCAUUAAGGUUAAGAAUGCAGUUAGAGGAAAUGCUGCAGAAGGGCGGCUUUCGAUUGAGAAAGUGGGCGUCAAAUUGUCCCUCAGCCUUGCAAGGCAUGUCAGAGGACAAUUUAGCAGUGGUAAGGACCGAGGGAUACCAACUGGAUUCAGAUCCAGCAGUAAGAACGUUGGGACUCAUCUGGCAUCCAAACACGGACGUAUUUAAAUUUCGGUUCAAGAUACCAGAUUUAACUGAGGGCGAAACACUAACGAAACGCAGAGUUCUAUCGAUCAUCGCUACACUUUUUGAUCCGCUGGGCUUGAUUGGAGCGGUGAUAAUGCAGUUGCUGUGGUGCUUGAAGGAUGAAAAGGAUAACCGAUUGGGGUGGGAUCAGCCCCUACCAGUGAAGGUUCAAGAUGAUUGGAGGUAUUUUCACGGUCAGCUACUAUUGUCGAACGAGCUGGUGAUAAGUCGUUGUGUGAUUCGACCAAAAGCAGUCUCUGUGGAGCUGCACGUGUUUUCAGACGCGUCCGAGCGUGCGUAUGGAGCGUGUGCGUAUGUCAGAAGCAUAGAUACAGGAGGAAAUGUUUCAGUCGCACUACUUACUUCCAAAUCUAAGGUGGCACCGCUGCAAUGCCAAUCCAUACCAAGGUUGGAAUUAUGCGGAGCACGCAUGGCGGCAGAACUAUCGAAACAAGUGGUUGAGGCUCUGAAAAUGGACAUGGAAAUGACGUUUUGGACGGAUUCCACCUGCGUCCUCAGAUGGAUUAGGGCUGCGCCGUCAACAUGGACAACCUUUGUAGCUAAUAGGGUAGCAAAAAUUCAAGUGCUUACCGAAAAUAAGAUAUGGCGGCAUGUUCCGGGAUUAGAGAAUCCUGCCGAUCUUAUCUCACGGGGAAUUAACCCGAAUCAAAUUCAGAACAACGUUCUUUGGUGGGAAGGCCCUGCGUGGCUCAAAGCAGAAAGGGAAUUCUGGCCAGAGCAGCCAGCCGAUUCUAUUGCAGAGGAUGUAACCCGAGAAGCUCGUCGUUCGGUUCUGCAUUGCACAAGCCAGCAGGAAGCAUUUAGCUCUUGGUACGUACGGAAAUUUUCGACGUUCACAGCGCUUUUGAGGUGUACUGCACACUUUUGUAGACGGCUGGAUCGUUCCAAAGGAGUGGAGCGUAAUGAGCGGAGUGGCUUCUUAAAGGCAUCGGAGCUGAAAUUGGCAGAACAGAUGUUGAUUCGUUGCGUGCAGAAAGAGGUAUUUGUGGACGAGUGGAAGGCACUCUCAAAUAAUUCAGUUGUAUAA